UCCGGCUGCGCGCGGCGCCUCUGGCUCCAGGAGUGGCAGCGGUAGCCGCGGCGGCGGCGGCGGCGGCGGCGACAGAGGGAUCCCGGGACCCGCAGCUGCUCCGCGGAGCCGAGGAGGCGGGAGCGCCUCUUCACCGCGCCCAGCACCCAACCUGUGCCCGCUCGCAGCCGCGCUCUCGCCCGGGGCUCGCCGGCCAGCAUGGACUUCCCCUUGGCGCUGGUGCUCGUGUCCUCGCUCUCCCUGCAGGCGGCCGCCGACUUCGACGGGAGGUGGCCCAGGCAGAUAGUGUCGUCCAUUGGCCUGUGUCGUUAUGGUGGCAGGAUUGACUGCUGCUGGGGCUGGGCUCGCCAGUCCUGGGGACAGUGUCAACCUUUCUACGUCUUAAGGCAGAGAAUAGCCAGGAUAAGGUGCCAGCUCAAAGCUGUGUGCCAGCCACAAUGCAAGCAUGGCGAAUGUAUUGGGCCAAACAAGUGCAAGUGUCAUCCUGGGUAUGCUGGAAAAACCUGCAACCAAGACGAGCACGUCUACCCAACUCCUCUUGACCAAGGCAGUGAACAGCCUGUUUUUCAACCCCUGGAUCAAGCCACAAGUUUACCUUCAAGGGAUCUGAAUGAGUGUGGCCUGAAGCCUCGGCCCUGUAAGCACAGGUGCAUGAACACUUACGGCAGCUACAAGUGCUACUGUCUCAACGGAUACAUGCUUAUGCCGGAUGGGUCCUGCUCAGGUGCCCUGACGUGCUCCAUGGCAAACUGUCAGUACGGCUGUGAUGUUGUCAAGGGACAGAUCCGGUGCCAGUGCCCCUCCCCUGGGCUGCAGCUGGCUCCCGAUGGGAGGACCUGUGUGGAUAUUGAUGAGUGUGCCACUGGAAGAGCCUCCUGCCCUAGAUUCAGGCAGUGUGUCAACACUUUCGGAAGUUACAUCUGCAAGUGUCAUACAGGCUUCGACCUCAUGUACAUUGGAGGCAAAUACCAAUGUCAUGAUAUAGAUGAAUGUGCCCGAGGUCAGCACCAGUGCAGCAGCUUUGCUCGAUGCUACAACGUACACGGGUCCUACAAGUGUAAAUGUAAAGAAGGGUACCAGGGCACUGGACUGACUUGUGUGUAUAUCCCAAAAGUCAUGAUUGAGCCUUCAGGUCCAAUUCAUGUGCCAAAAGGGAAUGGUACCAUUUUAAAUGGUGAUGGAGGACACAGUAACUGGAUUCCCGAUGUUGGCAGUACCAGGUGGCCUCUGAAGACACCGCAUAUUCCUCCUGUCAUUACCUACCGGCCCACUGCUGAGCCAACAACAAGCCCUACACCAACGCCAACAACACAGCCAACUCCACCACCGCCACCACCCCCCCUGCCAACAGAGCUCAGAACACCGCCACCAACAACCCCAGAAAGGCCAACCACCAGGCUGACAACUGAAGCACCAGCUGCCACUACCUCUGCAAGAGGGAUUACAGAUGACAACAGGAUACAGACAGAUCCUCAGAAACCCAGAGGAGAUGUGUUCAUUCCACGGCAGCCUUCAAAUGAUCUCUUUGAAAUAUUUGAAAUAGAAAGAGGAGUCAGUGCAGACGACGAAGCCAAGGACGAUCCAGGUGUUCUGAUACACAGUUGUAAUUUUGACCAUGGACUCUGUGGAUGGAUCAGGGAAAAAGAAAAUGACUUGCACUGGGAACCCAUCAGGGACCCUGCAGGUGGACGGUAUCUGACCGUAUCGGCAGCCAAAGCCCCAGGGGGAAAAGCCGCCCGCUUGGUGCUACCUCUCGGCCAUCUCAUGCACUCAGGGGACCUUUGCCUGUCCUUCAGGCACAAGGUGGAGGGGCUGCAUUCGGGCAGCCUCCAGGUGUUUGUGAGGAAACACGGUGCCCACGGAGCAGCCCUGUGGGGAAGAAAUGGAGGCCAUGGCUGGAGGCAGACCCAGAUCACCUUGCGAGGGGCUGACGUCAAGAGCGUCAUCUUCAAAGGUGAAAAAAGGCGUGGUCACACUGGGGAGAUUGGAUUGGAUGAUGUGAGCUUGAAAAAAGGCCACUGCUCCGAAGAACGCUAGCAACUCCAGAACUAGCAAUGAACUACUGUGUUGCUCCCUCUUCUUUUUUCCAAUCCUCACCUUCUCUCCUCUUCUCCCUCUUGACAGGCCUAAGAGAAGAGUGGGUCAGUGGGUCAGGAGAAAGUCUGGUUGGUGACCCGUGUCUCAAUGGCCUGCUUUUGCAAUCCCAAUGAGCAGUGACAAGGGCACCUGUAGACACGUACAAACCACCUUUUGGUGUUGCCUUCCACCCUGUGUCUCUUUUAGGAAGGCCUUUGGUGUGGUGAUCCGUACUAUCUUUCAUCCUGGUUACAAGAUGCUCCUUGUAGCAAAAUGUGGAAGUUUUCAAAAGAAAACUGUGCACGUGGCCAUUCUGUUGUCUGUUGAGUGUUGCACCAUGAGUAGUAUUGGCUUCCCUUAAAAUGAGAUGUACAAUGUGCUUGUGAAAUCGGUUUAUCCUCCUCAUUUUAGUUAGUUCUGGCCUGACCUGAACUCUGACUUUCACUGUUGAUUACUUUGUAAAAGAAGGGUGUGUAAUAUAUCAAGAUGCAUCUAUUCUUGUUACCCGUAUUUUUCUUUUAAAGACAAUUAUGUAGAGUGGGCACGUAACCUCUCAUAAGUAGUAUUGUGCUUCGUGUAAAUGUGCUAUUGAUAUUAAGUAUUUACGUGUUCCUAAGAUUUACAGACUCUAGUUGCAAAGUAAAAGGCAGCUUGUGAUCUCUUGAGUUAAAAAAUACAUGGUGAAAUGUCAUUUGGUUCUAUGACCUUAUAUUGGAAGCAAAAGAAUAUCAGCAGAAGUGUCAGGUUGUGGUAGAAGAGUGAUGAAUUUUUCUAAUGGCCUUGAAUUUGAUCUCUAUGAAGGAUAGUGAAUCAUUCAGGGAGACAAGAAACUGCAGUUAAUCGUAACUAUUACGAGUUAUACUUUAAGACCAACAGCUUUUACCAUCAUAACAUGGCUUUCGGGUAGUUUGUGAGAAGCGUGUAAAACUUCCGGUUGUUUCAGAGAAAAUAUCUUGUUGGUGGAAGCAGAGUGAGAGGAAGUAUGGGGAAAGCGCCAUGGGACAGAUUUUCAUAUUGUUUUCAAUUGAUGCAACUUAAGCAGGUGUAGCUUGUAAGUUAUGAGCUGUAUCAAAAUGGAAGAAGAUGCAAGACCUGGGCUUGGAGGCAUUGGAUGUGUUGGAAUGAGAUCUGCCCCGAGAAGCAGGAUAAGAUUGGAAUUGUAAGAUCCAUAAAUGCACAGUGAUAUUUCUUCCUUGCAUAUUCUACCUUUAUUCUAAAAAAAAAAAAAAAAGACUUAAAAGGCAACUUACUCCUGAGGCUUUUCUUCAUUUCAGAUUAAGUAAUCAAAAUGUUUUCUGCUGUUUUUGCCAGGAAUCACAAAGAUGAUUAAAGGGUUGGAAAAAGAGAUCUAUGAUGAAAAGAUAAAGGAACUGGGAUUAUUCAGCCUGGAGAAGAGAAGACUGAGGGGCAAACCCUUGAUGGUUUUCAAGGAUAUGGAGGGUUGGCACAGAGAGGACGGUGAGCAGCUGUUCUCCAUAUGCACUAAGAAUAGAACGGGAGGAAGCAGGCUCAAACUAGAGUAUGAGGGAGCGUUUCCUGACAGGGACAGUUGUUAAUUUGGAAUCCUUUAUGAAAAGAAGUGUGGAUCUACAAUCUAGCGUUCUCUUUCUCUCUUUCUCUCUCUCUCUGACCUCUCUGUCUCUCCCCAACUCCUCACCCCUCCCUCGCCUCCCAGCAGCUUUUUAAAAAUCAGAUAAAGAUUUAAGGUGGGUAAAGAUGUCGUUACUUCAUGGUAAAGUAACAUGUUACAGAGUCUCCCAGAAGAGGUUUUGAUCCUUUGAGUAGGUAAUGAAAGUCUUCAGAACUAAGCAAUUUGGACUAAGCGCCAAUUGAGGUGUUUCCCUCGUGAGCCCCCAGUGGAAGGAGAUCAAAGGAGGAAAAGCCAACCUAAGGCUGAGCUCACUGAAAUGUCUCUCUCUUUCUGCCAAACCUAGCAGUAUUCAAACAAAAAGUAAACGAUAAUUUAAAAAAAAAAAAAAACUGUUUAUACCGAAAGAGUAGGAUAGGCAGAUAUUAUCUCAGUAAUGCUCUAACACGGUGAUGUUUGAAGCAUUUUUUUUCUUGGUUAAGGUGUAAACCUUUCACUUGCUCAAUGGAUGAUGCUUCAGAUGUUUUUAACAGACCCUAGCAAGGAACACAGUUCAGAGAGAUUUUUGUCUGGUGCGUUCUCUUCGCUGUGUAUAUGAUAAGUUAACUUAGUUUCUGAAAAAAGGUGCAGUGUCCAAUACCUCUCGACCAUUCUUUCCCCUGGUUGGCACCAUUCAGUUUCCCUGACCAGUUGAGAUCUCCCAGGUUUCACAGAAGGGUAACACAUUUGGAACAAUAGGUACAAUAGAAAGUCUUUUAUCAUUUAACUUGGUAGAGGCAGGACUGGACAGGGAAUACAAAUCUCCAAGCCUUUGAGUGGAAGCCAGAAAAACAUGGCUUUAGACCCAUUUUUAAUGAUUCAUUUCCUUUUGGCCAGAUAACUGCACAAUUGAAGAUGAAAGGGGAAAAUAGUUGUGAAGUUCAUUCUUAGGUGCCAAUAAUACAUUGCACUAAACUGAUGGAAGAAGUUAUCCAAAGUACUGUAUAACAGCCUGUUUAUUAUUUAAUGUUUUCUAAAGUGAAAAAUGUUAGUGGUUUUCCAAACAGCCAAAUAAAACAAUUCUUUGUAAAUAAAAAUAUUGUUGUUAAUA
Molecule: messenger RNA, 4754 nt
Organism: Oryctolagus cuniculus (rabbit)
Lineage: Eukaryota; Metazoa; Chordata; Mammalia; Lagomorpha; Leporidae
Gene: NPNT
Product: nephronectin
Cellular component (GO): membrane
Molecular function (GO): calcium ion binding
Source: RefSeq, a predicted model, not a curated record